AAUGGAGAUUAGAUAAAGGGGCAUUCAGAACAGAAAAUAGGAGGCACUUUUUUACACAGAGAAUUGUGAGGGUCUGGAACCAACUCCCCAGUAAUGUUGUUGAAGCUGACACCCUGGGAUCCUUCAAGAAGCUGCUUGAUGAGAUUCUGGGAUCAAUAAGCUACUAACAACCAAACGAGCAAGAUGGGCUGAAUGGCCUCCUCUCGUUUGUAAACUUUCUUAUGUUCUUCUUAUGUUCUUAAUACACCCUGAUAAACUGGUACACUGAUAUCAAUAUGAAUUACUUGUAUAUUUGUAAUACAUUUUGAUAAUGUAUUGCAAGAAGUAUUUUUUUUCUCGGUCAGGGGCAGCGGCUGUGUAAAUGUUUCUGGAAACAUUCGUCACAACACUGUACUUGGACUCAUUACAAUGUCCUGCUUUGGUUAUGAGGAGGAACUAGCACCUGAGUGGGAGGAGCCCGUGCAUCCAGCGCCCAGACGGGGGGACCACGAGCGUCCAACGCCCAGACGGGGGGACCGCGGGAAUCCAAAGCCCGAGAGACAGCUGUUCCCACCUCCACCAGCAGAGCAAGAAUGCCUGCUGUUCCCACCUCCACCAGCAGAGGGAGAAUGCCUGCUGUCCCCAUCUCCACCAGCAGAGGGAGAAUGCCUGCUGUCCCCAUCUCCACCAGCAGAGGGAGAAUGCCUGCUGUCCCCAUCUCCACCAGCAGAGGGAAAAUGCCUGCUGUCCCCAUCUCCACCAGCAGAGGAAGAAUGCCUGCUGGUUUCCCUAUCACAACCAGCAGAGGACGAAUGCCUGCUGGUUUCCCCAUCACAACCAGCAGAGGAAGAAUGCCUGCAGGUUUCCCCAUCACAACCAGCAGAGGAAGAAUGCCUGCAGGUUUCCCCAUCACAACCAGCAGAGGACGAAUGCCUGCUGGUUUCCCCAUCACAACCAGCAGAGGAAGAAUGCCUGCUGGUUUCCCCUUCCGAGGGAGAGCCGCACCAGUCCCCUGCAAUAGGGGGAGCGCCGCACCAGUCCCCUGCAAUAAGGGGAGCGCCGCACCAGUCCCCUGCAAUAGGGGGAGAGCCGCACCAGUCCCCUGCAAUAGGGGGAGACUACACGCUGCUCCCACCUUCGUCGCCAGGAGACUACACACUGCUCCCACCUUCGUCGCCAGGAGACUACACGCUGCUCCCACCUUCACCGGCAGGAGCAGAGCAGCUGGGAGCUGCCUCUGUCACCUUCAUCGGCAGGAACAGAGCAGCAGGAGCUGCCUCUACCUCCGCCACUUCCACCAGCAGAGGGUGAAUGCCUGCUGGGUCCACUUCCACCAGCAGAGGGUCAAUGCCUGCUGGGUCCACUUCCACCAGCAGAGGGUCAAUGCCUGCUGGUAUCACUUCCCCGACCGCCAUCUUCACCCCCAAGAGGAGAGGAGCAGGAGUUACCUCUGCCUCCAUCACCACCAGGGGAAGAGGUGCAGGAGCUGCCUCUCCCUUCACAAACAGUAGCAGGACUUGCUGCUGGCAUUCCUCAGCAACCACUACAUAGUCUGCUGAGGGGAGCACAGCAGAAAACAGCCCGGCCGCAGCGGCUACGAAGAGGGCCAGCACCGCCGCAGCCACUGCUACAGUGGCCAACCACAGCACCACGACUGGUCCUGACUCCGGCACCGCCCAAGGAUGCCAGCCUCGCUUCGCCCAAGGAUGCCAGCCUCGCUUCGCCCAAGGAUGCCUGCCUUGCAUCGCCUGGGGCUGCCUGUUGCUCCGCAUCACAGCAGGAAGUACUGUGGCCGGAACCCCACCAAGGGGAGCUGCCGGCCACGAAGAAGGGGGAGGAGGUCUGGAGACCACCAACCCCAGCAGCAGUUUCGUUGCCGGAGAUCGUGGGGGAGGUCAGGAGACCUGCUCCCACUGCAGCACGUGCGCUGCAGGAAGUACUGUGGCCGGAGCCCCACAAAAGGGAGCUGCCGGCUACGAAAAAGGGGGGAGGUCAGGAGACCACCCCCCAAGCAGCCUUUCUGCUACCAGGACUACCCCGGCUGGAGGAGCCAGACUGGGGACUAUUAAUGUCUCUGCUGACAGCAUUUCCGCUGUCAGCUGGGAAGCUGCCGGCAUUGCCACCAGCAGCAGAAGAGUGGCAGGAGUAUGCCACCCCGCUGUCAGCAUUGCUGCUGACAGCCUUACAACCUGUGGGCCCCUUGAAGCCUCCGGUUCUGGCCCAGGACUUUGUGCUGGACUUUUGGGCUUUUAAGGGGGGAGGUGGCCGUUGAGGCCAUGUGUGCUGCGCACAAGGGGGGGUAUAUGUGGCAAUGUGCUCCGUCCCUGUGUGCAUUUCUGUGUUGUAUGUUGCGUGUGGUGUGUUAAUGUUGGUGUAUAGGCAUUGGUACACGGGAUAUAAACGGGUCUGUGUUUCACGUGCGAUUUAAAAUGUAUAAUUGUAUUUAGGCACGGGAUUGCACAUCACUUCACGUGCAUUUAAAGUAUAUAAUAUGUGAGCAUGAGGUUGCACAUAAUUAAUUCACGUGCUGGGAUUCAAGUGAAUAAUUAAUUAGUAAUUGAAUCCCGGCACAACAGUAUAUAUAGAUGCACGUUUUACUCACUCGGGGUUGGGUGUUCGAUGAGUAGUGAACGGGAGAGAGAGGAGGAGAAAUAAAGUUAAAGAUAAAUAUUUAUAACAAUUGCUAUCGCAUGCUGGUAGGACCAGCACGAUACUUGUUUGUUUAUUUACUCACCGUGUUUGUGUGUCUGUCCGUCCACCGUUUGUUUAAGUGUUAGUCCGUUUUGUUUGUCUAUUUAUUUUGGAGCAAGUGCCGUGUCCUGUCUUCUGUUUGUUUAAACCUUUUAUUUAUAAUAAACCGCGCAACAGCGCUUUCAUCAUUUCACCUCAUUUCUCUGUGUAUUCAUUUCCUGGUUCUGACGGCACCACUCAGCUAGCCGUGUGACAGGGUCCCAAAAACAGGCUUAGAUUUUAUUUUGCUAAAAAACAAAACACCGUUAUAAAUUUAGACUAACAUUUUUUUUUUAACAAAGCACCUUCGUAAACACUCAUACAGAUCGAUCAGUCACCUAUUUGCACCUCGUUUCUUGUGUGCUGAGAAACUGACACUGACAGCACCAGACGGGAUGACAGAGGAAAACAUUCUCUCAGCUGUGUCACCCUGCCGACCAUGAAGCUCUGCCUGAAACUGACAGCGUUGACACAAUGUUUAUCUGAUUGUACAUUACGUGUUGCUAUUUACAAAAAUGCUGGCUGGCUAUGAAUUACUAUCUAUAAUGCACGUACACAUGCGGUCUUCACUAAAGUCCCAAUUUAAAGACAGUACGUUUCACUGUAGCCCUCGGGAUGAAAUUGUUAGGUGGCUAUUUAAUUAUUAUUAUUUUAUUAAUUAGCAGUGGGAGAAAACCGCUUCAGCAAGUACAGUAGAAUCUGCCAGAACUGACGGACGCUGAAUCUACUACAGAUACUAAUGAGAGCUUAACAAAAACAAAAGAAAAACGAGGGAAAUGCAGAACAUUUCAAGAAAGCUGGGAGACUUUGUAUAAAUUGAUUUUAUAUUUUUAAAUGCUGCAGUAACAGUUCUGCUUUUGAAGCAUCCACUAUAAUUUGACAGAACAGGUGAUUUAUUUGCACUGUGCAGAACCUUAUUUUCCCCCAUUGGUGCUUGAGCCCCGGAGAGCUCACAGAAUCACCACCUGCACCUAUUAUCAGUGAUUAAAGCCUGGGUUUAGAACGAACUGAUUACCGCUCAGCAGUAUUAUAUUGGUAUAAGAAAAGUGUGUUUUAAAAAAGUAAUUUCAGCUUCCAAUCACUUAAAAUAUGCUGACGAUAAUGUAAACAACACCAAGCUACAGACAGCGAGUCCCAAGCUUUAAACGUGUUACUGUUUAUAGAUAAGAACUUAACUUUAUUAUGAAUAUACUGUGUUAUUAUGUUUUAACCAACAUACUAUGAUAAUGUUCUGUGACAGGGUGACUAAACGGUGACGUCACGGCAGAAGCAGGAACGAAAAAAUACUGACACCGGGCACUGCAGUUCAAAAGAAAGAAAUCGGCUGGCCGCCUUUUUUAUUAAAUAACAAAAAUAAAUAAAAAGGUUGAACAAAAUAAAAUCACCAACACAAAAUAUAUAAACAAAGGUCAGGCUGGGCAAAUAGCUGUCACUGAUCCUUUUACUUUUACUUUCGUUUUUAGUUUCGUUUUUGUUUUCACUCUUGCUCUCCUCGCUCUCUCUCAUACACUCCUCUAAAACACCCACCCCGAGAUGGAGAGCUGCAGGCUUUUUAUAUUCAGGUGACCAUCUCCCGAUUAGCAACAAAAUUAAUCACUUAACUAAUUCGGGAGAUGGCCACCUUCUGCACGAGUUU
Molecule: messenger RNA, 4345 nt
Organism: Acipenser ruthenus (sterlet)
Lineage: Eukaryota; Metazoa; Chordata; Actinopteri; Acipenseriformes; Acipenseridae
Product: skin secretory protein xP2-like
Exons: 2
Coding region: 409-1290 (293 amino acids)
Source: RefSeq, a predicted model, not a curated record